Molecule: messenger RNA, 852 nt
Organism: Cydia pomonella (codling moth)
Lineage: Eukaryota; Metazoa; Arthropoda; Insecta; Lepidoptera; Tortricidae
Exons: 4
Coding region: 385-708 (107 amino acids)
Source: RefSeq, a predicted model, not a curated record
AUAACAAUGGGUAUUUAAAAUAAUGUGUGUAUGUUGUUGUUAUUUUGUUCCUAAUACCUAAAAGUAUUAGUAUGGUUUAUUAGUGGAGACUAAAUUAAUGUGUCAUAAUCAUUUAAUUUCAUGGUAUUGCAACCAUGGUAUCAGAGAUGCGUCAGGUCAAAUGUUUAUGUCUGUUAAGAGAACCUUUUUUUAAGUUGCCAUUUCUAUUUCAUUUGUUUUGGAUUGUCACAAGUCAGAUUUUUGUGUUUAUUAAUUUAUAUUAUAUUAUACACAAAGGACUGAGCACAAAGGCAACUUCGGCGGGAAAGCAUAUUAAACGGAAGAAAAACUGACGCAAUUGAGGACCGCUGUAAGCAUUAUACUUGACAGUGUGAUGUGCCAGCGAUGAUGAGCGUGGCGUUGCUGCUGCUAGCACUGGCGUGCUCGGUCAUCGACGCAGCCCCUGCGCCACUUUAUGAGAAUCCGGAGGAGGUAGUGAUACCGCAAAAGCGAGCGGCACUAGUGUUGGACCGAAUUCUGAUCGCGCUGCAGAAGGCCCUGCACGAAUCUCCGGCAGAAUCCCACGACGGCCCGCACGCUGCGCCACUGCGCGUUUAUUCCUAUCUCGACUCUAACGACAUGAGCGCCCUACAGCGGCGAGGGCAGGCGGGCGCCGCCGGCCGCGGCCGGGUCCUGCGAUGUUACUUCAACGCAGUCACAUGCUUCUAACACUAUAUAAUAUCAUAUCCAAAUUCUAUAACAUCAUUUACUCUAGCUAAUUGCCUUUAAUUCCCUAACUUACAACUAUUUGAUACGAUUUUCACAAUUCCUUAAGUAAAAUUGAAACGUAAAUAAAUUAUGUUUUCUUGUUAA